This is a messenger RNA of Penicillium argentinense, 822 nucleotides long. RefSeq lists its product as uncharacterized. The record is from RefSeq and is a predicted model, not a curated record. Lineage: Eukaryota; Fungi; Ascomycota; Eurotiomycetes; Eurotiales; Aspergillaceae. The transcript has 3 exons. Bases 1 to 822 code for a protein of 273 amino acids.
AUGUCGAAGCUCUCGGCCAGCCUGAAGGCGCUGAUUAACAGCCCGGCAGCUCGUCCGCAUACACUGCCGGCGCCGAAGAAUAUUACAGCUAUUUACCAGGACAUCCAGCAGUCUGCCAAGGCGCAUAAUGUCUCGCAGCCGUCCUGGCUCGCGCUGUCGACCGCAGCAACGAUGACAAUGAACUCCCCCGAGUCCCUCGCCGCCCUCUUCACCCUCACCUCCGUCGAAGCAAACAACGACCUCGAAAUCGCCGAGCUAAUGCGCGAAAUCGGGCUAAAGUGCAUAAGUUUCAACGGCAUUCCGCGAACAAUAAACAACCUCAACGCCUUCAAAGCAAGUCUGCCCGAGAAUAUCAGCGACAGCCUCUCUACGACCCCCACCCGCACACCCACACCGACCAACAUAACCAACAUCGCAAACCGCGGCCACUCCCUCUGGACCUCAAUCUACCGACCUUUCGAGAAAAAGCUGUACAGCAAACUCGCCUCCUCACACCCCCGACCUCCCCGUCAUAAUCCUCAACGCGCACUACGGCGGGAAAAUCCGCGGACCUCGGCUGGUCGGCUUGUCACGUCCAUUAUUGCGAUUGCAUGUUUGCGUGCGCAGUCGGGCGUUGCGCCCCAGGUUCUGUCGCAUAUUUUUGGACUGCGGAAGGCGCUGGAGGAUGGGUCUUGGACUGCGGAUGUUGAGAGUGAGGAGGGGGCUAGGUGGUUGGCAAGUGAUGCGGGGAAUGAGUGGAUUUUGAACAGUGUUGAUCGGAUUGUUGAGGCCAUUGGGCAGGGUUCGGGGUCGAGUUUUGCUUCGCCUAGAGCGAAGUUGUAA